AUGGUGGUCUUUUCACGACAAGCAGGGGCCAACGCCAUGAAUUGCAGUCGCAUCCAAACUUCGCGACCGUCCAAAACCACUCUUCCGAACACCACCUCUUCGUUGCAAACCGCAAAACUCAAAGAUUCCUGCGACAAAUGCUCUGCCUCCAAAGUACGUUGUACGAAAGAGAAGCCUUGCUGUACCCGCUGCGAUAAGCUUGGAUACACAUGCUUUUACAGCCCAGCAAGACGGGCUGGCCGCCCCUACCGGUCUAGAAAACAGUUCUCAGAGGGAAAAGACAGCGAGGAAUCAAACAGACCCUUUGCCAGAGAUAUAGCAACUACCCGUUUCGUAGACGAGAGCGCGAGACUGUACUCCCGCUUCAAUGGUGCCUCCACACCCGUCGACGUAACGUCCAACAUCUCAAACUCAAAUUCCACUUCGUCCAAUAACAAAAUGGCACAACCAGACCUCGUUACCGGAAAAGACCACGACGGCUCCGAUACCGAUUGUAUGCUAGUUGCUCUGGACAUAUUCUCCGAACUAGAAGUGCCAGCAGAGCAAUUGAGACGAGUGUUUCCCGUAGACGCAAGUCUUCUCAACACAAUCACACAAACUAUCACAACAGCCUUCCAUCGCCUCUCUACAAUUUUGAUCUGCCGUUGCUCCGAGCGAGCGGAGGUGGGGAUACUCGUUUCAGCAAUUUGCAUGUCCAUCAUUGACAUGCAUGCCAUCACAAUUUCAAAUUUUGCGAAAGAUCAGCCUUCCACUGGGCUUCUCGGCCAGCAGACGCCAUGCGAGAGUCCCAGUGUCGGGUCUCAAAGGUCCCCUGAACAUGAUGCUAUGUCUAUACAGGUUUUUACGGAGCUUUCGGAGCUGGCCAGGCUCAUUGUACAGCUUACUGAGCGCUAUGAUGAAGCGAGUGGGGCUUUAAAUAGGAAGGGCCUAGGAAAUGGAUCGGAGCUGCCAACGGAAAUUCUGCCAGGAAUGGCUACUUACCUGCGUGAGAGUUUGCAGCAAAUCACGAAUGAUGCUACUCAUUGGCUUUAA
This is a messenger RNA of Penicillium egyptiacum, 1032 nucleotides long. Lineage: Eukaryota; Fungi; Ascomycota; Eurotiomycetes; Eurotiales; Aspergillaceae. The record is from the annotation of a GenBank genome assembly.